Molecule: messenger RNA, 7063 nt
Organism: Phycodurus eques (leafy seadragon)
Lineage: Eukaryota; Metazoa; Chordata; Actinopteri; Syngnathiformes; Syngnathidae
Gene: ipo5
Product: karyopherin (importin) beta 3
Exons: 26
Coding region: 62-3343 (1093 amino acids)
Biological process (GO): protein import into nucleus
Cellular component (GO): cytoplasm; nucleus
Molecular function (GO): protein binding; nuclear import signal receptor activity
Source: RefSeq, a predicted model, not a curated record
CUGGGACUGCCGGGCUCAAGUCGCCGCGUCUCCACCCGGCUGCUCUUUUUGGAUUUCUGCAAUGGCGGAACAGCAGCAAUUCUACCUAUUGCUGGGUAACCUGAUGAGCCCUGACAACAAUGUCAGGAAACAAUCAGAGGAGACCUAUGACACAAUCCCUGGUCAGACAAAAAUCACGUUCCUGCUUCAGGCUGUCAGAGAUCCAUCUGCUGCAGAGGAGGUCAGACAGAUGGCAGCAGUGCUUCUGCGACGGCUCUUGUCAUCGUCCUUUGAAGAGAUCUACCCUGGCCUCACAGUUGACAUGCAGGCAGCAAUCAAAACCGAACUUCUGACCAGCAUCCAACAGGAGACUUCCACAAAUAUCCGCAAGAAGGUCUGCGACAUUGCAGCAGAGCUAUCCCGCAACCUUAUUGAUGAUGAUGGGAACAACCAGUGGCCAGAGGUGCUCAAAUUCCUGUUUGACUCUGUCAAUUCAGACAACGUGGGUCUGCGAGAAGCUGCUUUACACAUAUUCUGGAACUUCCCAGGAAUCUUUGGCAACCAGCAGCAGCAUUACAUGGAUGUAAUCAAGCGUAUGCUUGUUCAGUGCAUGCAGGAUCAAGCAAACCCUCAGAUCCGCACACUGGCUGCCCGGGCCGCAGCUUCUUUUGUCCUGUCCAAUGAAGGAAACACAGCCCUGCUCAAGCAUUUCUCUGACUUACUGCCAGGCAUCCUGCAGGCAGUGAAUGAUUCCUGCUACCAGGGAGAUGACUCAGUCCUUAAGUCUUUGGUGGAAAUUGCAGACACGGCACCUAAAUAUCUGAGACCAAACUUGGAGGCCACUUUGCAACUCUGCUUGAAGCUCUGCGCAGAUACCAACUUGCCCAACAUGCACAGACAGUUGGCACUGGAAGUCAUUGUCACCUUAUCGGAGACAGCAGCAGCUAUGUUGAGGAAACACACCGACAUUGUGGCUCAGAGUGUGCCCCAGAUGCUGGCUAUGAUGGUUGACCUAGAAGAGGAUGAGGACUGGGCUAUGGCUGAUGAAUUGGAAGAUGAUGAUUUUGACAGUAAUGCUGUAGCAGGAGAAAGUGCUCUUGACAGAAUCGCCUGUGGUCUGGGAGGAAAGAUCAUUUUGCCUCUGAUCAAGCAGCACAUAAGGCAGAUGUUGCAGAACUCUGACUGGAAGUACCGCCAUGCUGGGCUGAUGGCGCUGUCGGCCAUUGGCGAAGGCUGUCACCAGCAGAUGGAGGCCAUCCUUAAUGAGACUGUCAUCUCUGUACUGCACUUCUGCGCAGACCCACAUCCAAGGGUGCGGUACGCUGCCUGCAAUGCUAUUGGACAAAUGGCCACAGAUUUUGCACCAACUUUCCAAAAAAAGUUUCAUGAUAAGGUGAUCUCUGCACUGCUUCAGACCAUGGAUGACCAGAGUAACCCCCGAGUGCAGGCACACGCCGCUGCUGCUCUCAUCAAUUUCACAGAAGACUGUCCCAAAUCUCUGCUCAUACCUUAUCUGGAAAGCUUGGUGCAGCACCUUCAUGUGAUCAUGGUAACAAAGUUGCAAGAGUUAUUCCAGAAGGGCACCAAACUGGUCCUGGAGCAGGUGGUGACCUCAAUUGCAUCUGUGGCAGACACUGCAGAGGAGAAGUUUGUGCCAUACUACGACUUGUUCAUGCCCUCACUCAAACACAUUGUGGAAAUCGCUGUGCAAAAAGAGUUGCGGCUACUUCGGGGCAAGACCAUAGAGUGCAUCAGCCUCAUUGGUCUCGCUGUCGGCAAGGAAAAGUUCAUGCCAGAUGCCUAUGCUGUCAUGCAGCUGCUUCUCAAAACCCAGACUGACUUCAAUGACCUGGAUGAUGAUGAUCCACAGAUCUCAUACAUGAUCUCAGCCUGGGCCAGGAUGUGCAAGAUCCUGGGGAAAGAGUUUCAGCAGUACCUACCAGUGGUAAUGGGUCCAUUAUUGAAGACUGCCUCCAUCAAACCUGAGGUGGCUCUCCUUGACACCCAGGAUAUGGAGAACAUAUCAGAGGACGACGGCUGGGAGUUUGUCAACCUUGGAGACCAGCAGAGUUUCGGCAUCAAGACCGCCGGCCUGGAGGAGAAGUCCACUGCUUGCCAGAUGCUGGUGUGUUAUGCCAAAGAGCUGAAGGAAGGUUUUGUAGAGUACACUGAGCAAGUGGUGAAGCUGAUGGUUCCUUUACUCAAGUUCUACUUCCACGAUGGUGUGCGAGUGGCGGCGGCAGAGUCCAUGCCUCUGCUGUUAGAGUGCGCACGGGUGCGGGGGCCAGAGUACCUCACCCAAAUGUGGCUCUUUAUGUGCGACGCCCUCAUCAAGGCUAUCGGCACGGAACCAGACUCGGACGUCCUGUCGGAAAUCAUGCAUUCUUUUGCAAAGUGCAUCGAGCUAAUGGGAGACGGCUGUCUGAACAACGAGCAUUUUGAGGAGCUGGGUGGCAUUUUGAAAAGCAAACUGGAGGAACAUUUUAAAAACCAGGAGUUGAGGCAGGCUAAGAGACAAGAUGAAGAUUAUGAUGAGCAGGUGGAGGAAACCUUGCAAGAUGAGGAUGAGAAUGACGUGUACAUCCUGACCAAGGUGUCGGACGUCCUGCAUUCUGUUUUCAGUAGUUACAAAGAGAAGGUGCUCCCUUGGUUUGAACAGCUCCUCCAGCUCAUUGUCCAGCUCAUAUGUCCAAACAGGCCGUGGGCUGACAGGCAAUGGGGACUGUGUAUUUUUGACGAUGUGGUGGAGCACUGCAGCCCAUCUUCUUUCAAGUACGCCGAGUACUUCCUGCGGCCGAUGUUGCAGUCUCUGUGUGACUCCAGUCCUGAAGUUCGGCAAGCAGCCGCCUACGGUGUUGGUGUCAUGGCGCAAUAUGGAGGGGAGAACUACCGCCCGUUCUGCACAGAGGCCAUUCCCUUGUUGGUCAGAGUCAUCCAGGCAGCCGAUUCACGCUCAAAGGAGAACGUCAACGCCACAGAAAACUGCAUCUCUGCUGUUGGAAAGGUCAUGAGGUUCAGGCCAGAGUGUGCAAAUGUCAAUGAAAUUCUCCCCCACUGGAUCAGCUGGCUACCCCUCAAUGAAGAUAAAGAGGAGGCUGUCCACACGUUUGACUUCCUAUGUGACCUUAUUGAAAGUAACAACCCUAUUGUCCUUGGACCAGACAACUCCAACCUGCCCAAACUCUUCCUCAUCAUUGCUGAUGGAGUAGCAAACGAAUCUGUGAAGAGUGAAGACGCUUGCAGUAAACGUCUGGCAAACGUAGUCCGUCAAGUACAGGUGUCAGGAGGAUUGUGGUCUCAGUGUAUAGCGACGCUAACUGAGACUCAACAGAAAGCCAUACAGGAUUUACUGAAUGCCGCCUGAGCCUCCUGGUCAGACUCCCACCUUUAAAGCCCCUGAAGAAAAGUUGACUCUUCCAUACACUCCUCCGCCUCUUGAUCUGCAGAGUAUAGGAUGCUGGCUUCACCCUCCCCACCUCCCCAGCCUAUUAUAGACACUGCACUCAAGUGACUGGAGCAAAAGUGGGGAACACCCCUGACAUCAAGGACUGACUGUCUCAUCUCCUUUAGCUAGAUGUGUUUCCAAACAAUUCCCUCAAGUGUGACUUGCCCCUGCCCAGAGACAUACAUUGCCCUGCAUAGCUCAGUUGAGUUGAAAAAUGGACACUGGGCAAUCAAUGCCUGUCUCUUGUGAUAUAUAUAUAUUUUUUUUUUUUUGAGUUUUGAUUUGUUCCUAGUUACCUGGGGAGAGAUGACCUCUGUCAGAGAGGUUGUUUCCAAAGUAAAGGCAUGUUUUAAGUGGCUAACUUCAGUGAACAGUGAAUUUAUUUCUUUGGCGAGUCGGUCUAUUUAGCAGCUUCCACCCCCCCCUCCAAAUCUAUAGCCUUCCAGAUUGCUGUUCAGAUAUCGUGAUUUCUCGUAUAAUGUGACCACACACACGCCCGCGCACACACAAAUGAAGUUGUAAGAGUGCACGAUUCAUAAAAGGAAUGAAGAAAACAAAUCUUCCAUUUGUACAAAUGUACGCAAAUACCAUGGGGUUGUGAAAAAGGUGUACUUUCAUUUUGAUGUCUUGUUUAGAAAUUUGUAUAUACCGUAUUUUCACGACCAUAAGGCGCCGUCUCAGUUACGGGGUCUACUUCUAUAUUUAACACAUGCAUAAGGCACACCGUAUUAUUGGGCGCAGGCAUGGUAAAACAUACGGUAGCAUGCAUGCUGAAACAAUGUUUUUAAAAAGGCAGCGGGAGCAAAACUGAGUUCGGUUGAGCUUUAUUGAAGUAUUUAACAAUGGACUCGCGUUAUUUUUUUUGAUCGGUCCUCAUCCACAAAUCCAUCAAAGUCCUCAUGUUCUGUAUCCGAAAUGAACAGUUGGGCAAAUUCUCCAAACAUGGCAGGUUCCCGCUCGUCAUUGUCGGAGUCAGUCUCGAUGUGCGGCUCCUCCGAAAUGAUGCCGGCUUUUACGAAAGCUCGAACAACAGUGCAAGCAGACACGUUAGCACAAGCAUUCACAAAUUGUAGCGUCACUCGCCCGGCGCCGCCUCCUAGUCUUAGUAAAGCUGUGUUCGCCAUCUGUCAUCCAUCGCUGCGUGCAACUUCACUUCGAACGCCCUGUUUACACCGCUGUCCAGCGGUUGGAGUUCCUUCGUCUAGCCUCCCGGAAUGAUGGCAAGCUCCGAGUUAUUGCCCUCAGUCGAAUGGUGACUGUAGAGACGCUUCUCCCGGCUGUUCUUUGCUCAUUCAUCCAUUGCUCGAGUUGGUCUUCCAACUCGGGCCACCUCGCCUUGUUUCCGCGGAAACUCUCCUUUGUCUUCUUGACUUGGCGAAGCUUGUUUUCCUGCUUCCUCCACUUGCGAACCAUGGAUUUGUUGAUCUUGAAUUUCCUCACUGCUGCUCGAUUUCCAUGUUCCGCCGCGUAACCAAUAGCUUGCAGUUUAAACCGCUUCGGAAGCGUGUCUCUCCGUAGGUGCCGUGUGCAGGGGCCCUUAGCCAAACCGACACACAUACCGGAACUAUAUACCUACUGGGGGGGCGUGGCCUCCUUCACACGCACCCUUCCCCCUUUAUGUCCGCAUGCUGUCCUCAGCCACGUCCGCUUUUCUUCUGUAUAAACGUUGUGUCGGCAGGAAAUGUGGAGCGCUCAUCACACAUUUAUAGAUUUUGGACCGCUGCGCACACAAGGUUCGCCGCAUUAUAAGAGACCCCGUCCAUUUUGGGGAAAAUUUAAGACUUUUAAAUUCGCUUUAUGGUCGUGAAAAUAGAGUAAUGCAGUAAAUUUAGAGUAAUGCAGUAAAUUUACUCCCAGGUUGCCAUUGACUGGAUCUGAUCUGAAGACAUAUUUAGUGCCACCAGGUUACAGAGCGCAUCUCUGAAAUUUAAUAAAAAAAUAAAAAAAGGAGAGUAAAAAAAAGGCGUUUGAUAUAAAAUGUCAACCGGAAGUAAUCUGCCACAUUAAAAACUAGUGUGUGGGACAUUAAAUGGCCCUUUGUUCUGUCGGGGAAUUAUGUCAACCCACCACCAACAGUACUUUUAUUCCAAUAUGAUAUGUAAUUUCUGUUACCAACAUACAAUAUAGCAAAUUUUCACUGCUCACCCCAGAAUCAUGUCCUUGCGGUGAUGCCACAUAUUUGAUCUAUCGUGAUUAACUUUCAGGCCAAGGAUGGAAUGUGACAUUGCAACGCUACUUGCUAGCUAAAUUACCAGUUAGUUUCAUUGCAACAUGUCUCCACUACCUUUUAAGACCUUUCACUCAGAAUUUAUUCCUUCUUGGAAUUGCUAAUCUGCAUUGCUACGUAAGCGUGCUAUCUUCUGCAGCUGGCUGCUAGCAUCUCUAGACUUGUUGCUAAACGGCCGGUGGGGGGGAAAAAAAAUGCCCAGUGGACUUUUAACCAGCUACUUGAUUCAUCCAACUUUGAGAAGAGCGCUCUACAAUGUCGCUCUUUCCCUAGUCAGCCCUUUGUACCUGCCCAGUCCCAAGACACCCAGUAAGUCUAAUACUUACUGUACUUUUAAAAAUCUCGUCAGCACACACAACAGAAACAUUCUUUGUAAAACCUAAUAAAAUAUUUCAUUUUGAGAAUGUAUAGCAAGAAAACUGUGGUGUAUUACUCAUAGGUAGGUUUUUCCUGAUUUUUGGGGGUGUGCAUUACAUGAAAUUAUAGUAAGUAGUUUUUUUGUUUAUUAAUCCCCCCCUGGGAUGUCAAAGCACCACUUUAGGGAGCAAUGAGAAGGGAAAAAUUAAAAACCUCAACCUGUAGUUGGUCCCUGCCAACCAAGUUCAAGUCUAACAGCUUGUAGAGUAACUGCGUGCUACCAUACUCUAUUAUGGUGCAACCCUUUACAGCACUGCAGGUAUGUGAUGGAAUUUCACAAACUACCUACAAUAAAAUUCCAUUUGAGAAUUGUUUCUUUAUUAUUUUUAAAUGUAUAUGAACUGACUCAUCAUUUUGACAUGCUUUUUAUUGGGACAUCAAAGCAAAGGAAAAUGUACAUUUAAAGCUUUCAACCAGAACGUAUGACAUGAUCCUUGCUGGGAAACUGAUUUCUUAAAUGUGCGAUUCCCUAAAUGUGCAAUAGCCAACCGAAAAUGUGCUAAAAUUUAUAUUGAUACAGCAGCCUCACUUUCAUUAUUUCAUUAGUGUACUUUGCCAUUGAGCACUCCAGAAUUACAAUAAAAACAGAUCGCCUCCAACUACCUUUUAGGAGUGACAGCUCCUGGGCUGCUGAAAUAAUUGUGAAAAUGUAUCUGUACAACACUAUUAUGGAAAGCAUAUUGAGAUGCACUUGAUUUAAAUCCACAGACCAGCUGGGAACUUGGCGCGAGAGAAAUUUGUGUUGCGUAUCACUGAAAUCUUUGACAGCUCGUUACUGUGAGGCUAAAAUAAAAGCAAUUGAAUUGCUAAGACUAGUGUUUUCUAAAGUUAAUUCGAGCUGGUCGUGUCCCUGACGUUUAUCACCUUGUGGAUAUUAAAGUUUAUGUGCAUGGAUGCUUCAAGUGACUAUGAAUAUUUUAAGCAGGACACGUGUGCGUGCCAGUGGCAAAGUUGUAUUUACACUGAAUGUUCUGUACAAGGUGGGACAGCUGUGG